AGCUCCAAGUACUACCUUCACUAGUGCUGUCACCAGUACCUCAGCUCCAAGUACUACCUUCACUAGUGCUGUCACCAGUACCAGUCCGACCACCUCUCCUUGUCCCAAUGUCACCGACAUCCGUGAAGCAGAUCUUAAUAGGUUUAUUGAGGAUGCUUGCUUGGUAUUGCUGAGUUUUGGGCUGUGGUGGGAAAGGGCCUGUUCUGAGGUUUUACCUUACGUCUGUUAUGAUGGUAAGUGUGCUUGCCUUAUGAUAUCCAUCCUGAUGAAUUACUAGAAGAUAGCUUAAAAUUAUGGGUUUGUUUGUAAAACUGGAUGCUUCCUUAAAUUAUUUGAUUAUUGUAAUUCCUGGUAUCCUUUCAUAUUUUCUAUUACCUUCUUACCACAUAAAAAUUAUUAUAAAAAAAAUAAAUACAAAAAAAGAUAUCCAUCCUCAUUUCUUCUUGCUCCUCAUUAUAAUGUCUUCUAAACUUUUUUUUUUUCACCGCUCUAUGACAGUUUCUCUCGUCUCUCUUUCUUAUCUUUCUGUAUGCAGAUCGUUUCUAUGGUGAGGUGAACGUGUCUGACAUCACAUACACCAGUGCUGGUGUGAAGUGGUUGGAGGCGCCUGGUGCAAUCUCAGGCUAUAGGGUGGAGGUGAAAAGUGAAAAGCAUAACUGGACUGAGACGCUAACUUCAAACCUGACCACACAGUUCCAAAACCUGACUGCCGGUACAAAGUACACAGUCUGUGUGUUCCCAAUCAAAUGUGGUCGGGAUCUUAAUCCCCAAACCACCUACUUCUACAGCCAGCCUGAUCACAUCCGGAACCUCACUCUUGUACAGAUCCAAGAGACCUCUGUCACCUUGUCUUGGAGGCCACCCCCAGGUGGAAUUGACAUCUACCGGCUGUGCGUGUACAACAGCUCCCUUCAAAUUUCAUGCGUAAAUAUCACCUCAACCAACCACACUAUCAAGGAUCUGGUAGCAGGUGGGGAACACACCGUUGAGGUCAGUGCCGAGGUGGCCGACAUGUCGAUUCCUGGUCGGCGCUUCAACAAAACUUUCUUCACUAAACCAAGUAGAGUGAAGGAGCUGAAAGUUACAAACCAUUCCACCACUGGCUUCACGGUGGUUUGGAAACGACCAGAUGGUGAUGCCUCUUCUUACCGCGUCCUUGUGAACAGUCUUGAUGGAUCUAUAGUUUAUAAUAAAAGCAUUCCCGACACUACAUAUGAUGUUGAAGGAGUCAGAUCUGGCUUUGAGUUCCUCAUUAGUGUGGUGGCACAAGUACAAAGCAAAUCCCUGGAGGGAAAACCUCAAACCAUUCACGGUUUCACAGAUCCUAACCCUGUCAGUGACCUGACAUUAAAUGCAACAGCUAACACCAUUAACGUUACUUGGAAAAAUCCAGAAGGGGGUCACCAGAACUUCAGUGUGACACUUGAUGAUCCUGACAAAGAGGUUGAAAAUAAAAUGACACCAAAUUCUUCCUGUGAUUUCACUAAGCUGAAAGCAGGAGCAAAUUACACAGUUAAGGUCUACGUGCUUGGAGUCGGCAGCUUUACAAGUAUAAGCAAACAAAAGUCCAUCUUUACCUUGCCAAAUAAACCAAAGAAUCUCAAAGUCAUUUCCACAAGUAAGACCUGGAUCUCCCUGAAAUGGGAUGUACCAGACGAUUCAGAGGGUGUGACGAUACUCUACAAUGUGUUCUACGAGGCUAAGUUUUGGGGGGAAUCAAAGAAACUGCGAGUCAAAGCCACCAAUGUCAAACUGGACAACUUAAGGCCUGGAACAACAUAUGACUUUACUGUUAAUGUAUUUGCUGGAAACCGGUCCAGUGAAGGUGUUUCAGUCUCAGGCAAGACAGUACCAAACAUGAGGAACAUCACACUUACGAUGCUGUGCUCCUCCAAUCACGCUCUGGGCUGUUGGAAAGACGCUGCCCAAACCAAACUUUUAGAGACGUUGAAGACUACGUUUGGAACGAAGCUGAACGGAGUUUUCUGGAAGCUUAAAUGGAAAAAACUAGGCUAAAGUGUGAUGGACUACAAUAUAAUUGAAUAUUCUCUCCACACACACACACACACACACACACACACACACACACACACACACACACAAACUACUGAUAUGAAAUUGAAUCAAUUUAAAAAAUGUAUGUACAUACAUGUAACAACACAUGCUUUUUCUUUGCUUGUCUCACUCUUUAUGCAUUACUAAUCCUGAUGGAUGGAAACAUAUCUGUUGGCAGCACUUAGGUAUUACAAUCAAACUAAUUACACUAAAGUAAUGAACCAAUACCACUUAUAUCUAGCUAAUCUUCCUCUGUGUUGGAGAAAAUGAGAAAUAUGUGACUGGAGGCUUUAAAUUACACCCAUGUUCGUCUUGUCUUUGAAUGCUGACUGUCAGGUUUUUUCAAUAUUGCCACAUAAACAUAUACACAUAUGUACAGCCAAUACUUUUCAUAUUAGGUUUUGAGUAUUGCACAUUCAUAAAUCUGAAAAAUAGUUGAGAUCAUGGGUUGUUUCUUUUCCCUAUGAUCAUGUUACCAAGUGACAUUACCACCCAUCUCCAUUUCUACGGUAGACGUGUUCUUCUUUGCAAGUUGAUGGGCUGUUGUUAUUUUCUGCUGUUCCAGGUUCUUGGAGGUAUUGAAUUUAUUGCUAUUUCAUAUUUUUCACAUUUGAUACACUAGGUUGGUGUACAUCUCCAGACGGUGAGUUAGGCAAGGGGGAGGAUAUUUAAGUAGGUCAUGCAAGAAAGCCCAACAACAUCACUGAGUUGAAGUACUUCUAUAUGGAGUGAUUGGCCAAAAUUCCUCCAGACUGUUGUGCCCUAGGUCCCAUUUGUUUGGAGAGGGGGUUGUAGUGGACACUGGUCAUUCUUGUGAGUUCUGGUAUCUUAUACUUAUCACUGGUUAGUACCUCUAGGGGGAGCUCCAAAAUCAGUGCCGUCACCAGCCAAAAGCCAUAACCACCAUACAAACCAUAACUGACACUUAUCAUUUCAGCUGGAAAAACUCCUGAAAUUAGUCAUUGGCCAUACACUGCCAUUGGCACUUGCUAUAGAAAACCAGAGUAGCCUAUUUUAAACACCUAUUUUACCUAUUUUAAAUAGUUACCCAUAAAUAGUUAGAGUUAUCCUUUUUUUUUUUACAUUUAAACUUUUAUAUUUUAUGUUACUGUGAGACAUGAAAUCUGUUUCCAGGAAUUGGUAAAUUCUCAAUGGAAUGCAAAUGAUAUCUGUGUGAAAAUAAAUCAAUUUAGGGUCUUCAGUCGGUGAUAGGUGAUAUUCUCUGUUUUCUUUUUAAAAAGUGCAAUGUAUAUUGUAUCUGUGCUUUUAAUCAUAUGUUGCAUUAACAUUGCAUCAGCUUUCCAAAGUCUUGUCACAGCAUUUAGUGUUCUAAAAAGUUUCAAUAUUCAACUUAGUUGCUCUAUUAAAAGUGGUUUCUGAGGUCCUGCUGAAACAAUCGCUGGUCGUCAUAAGUUGUUGGUGGCACUGACCAGUCAGUAACCACUGACCAGUGCUUAGUGCUGUGUGAAAAUAAAUCAAUUUAAAGUCUGAAGUUUGUGACGGG
Molecule: messenger RNA, 3559 nt
Organism: Clupea harengus (Atlantic herring)
Lineage: Eukaryota; Metazoa; Chordata; Actinopteri; Clupeiformes; Clupeidae
Product: receptor-type tyrosine-protein phosphatase H-like
Exons: 7
Coding region: 1012-2016 (334 amino acids)
Molecular function (GO): protein binding
Source: RefSeq, a predicted model, not a curated record